Messenger RNA from Melospiza melodia melodia, 2620 nucleotides. It is a transcript of the gene LMNB1, whose product is annotated as lamin B1. Gene Ontology annotation, biological process: nuclear migration; protein localization to nuclear envelope; nuclear pore localization. The coding region runs from base 147 to 1904 and encodes 585 amino acids. The record is from RefSeq and is a predicted model, not a curated record. The transcript is spliced from 11 exons. Gene Ontology annotation, molecular function: structural constituent of cytoskeleton. NCBI's taxonomy places the organism in Eukaryota, Metazoa, Chordata, Aves, Passeriformes, Passerellidae. Gene Ontology annotation, cellular component: nuclear lamina; nuclear envelope.
CCGGCGGAGGAGGAGGCGGUGACGACAACGACGGCGGUCGGUUCGUCCGUCCGUGCGUCCGCUCCGUCUGUCCGCGCGGCCACCUGUCCGUCGCACCCCUCCUGUUUCCCUGCCCUGCCGGUGUCCUCCCUCCAAGCCCGCGCUCCAUGGCCGAGUCCACGGCGCCGCGGACCCGCGGCCCAGCCGUCGCCGCGAUGCUGCAGAGCCCGGCGCGCAUCUCCCGCAUGCGGGAGAAGGAGGAGCUGCGGCAGCUGAACGACCGGCUGGCCGUGUACAUCGACAAGGUGCGGAGCCUGGAGACGGAGAACAGCGCGCUGCAGCGGCAGAUGAUCCACCGGGAGGAGGUGCGGGGCCUCGAGGUCACCGGGCUCAAGGCGAUCUACGAGGGGGAGCUGGCGGACGCGCGGCGGACGCUGGACGACACGGCGCGGGACCGCGCCAGGCUGCAGAUCGAGCUGGGCAAGCUGCGCGCCGACCACGAGCAGCUCCUGGACAGCUAUGCAAAAAAGGAAUCUGACCUUAGUAGAGCCCAGGUCAAACUUCAUGAGCUUGAUGCAGCCCUGAAUUCUAAAGAAGCUUCACUGGCCACAGCCCUUGGUGAUAAGAAAAGUCUGGAGGGAAAAAAUAAAGAGUUGAAAGAUGAAAUACAAGAGCUUGAAACUUCUUUAGCUGCUGCCAAGAACCAGCUUAUGAAAGAAACCUUGCAGAAAGUGGAACUUCAGAACCGUUGUCAGAGCCUCUCUGAGGACCUGGAAUUCCGUAAAAAUAUGUAUGAGGAGGAGAUCAAAGAGAUGAGAAGGAGGCACGCGACGCGCCUGGUGGAGGUGGGCUCUGGGUCCCAGCUCGAGUUCGAGCACAAGCUGACCCAGGCCCUCCGCACGAUCCGAGAGCAGCACGAGGCACAAGUGAGGCUCUACAAGGAGCAGCUGGAAGCGACUUACAGCUCCAGGCUGGAGAGUGCCAGGAUGUCCUCGGAGGUGAACAGCUCUGCAGUCCACACCAUCCGGGAGCAGCUGAACGAGAGCCGCAUGCGCAUCGAGAGCCUGUCCUCCCUCAUCACCAGCCUCCAGAGAGAGUCCAGAGAGUGGCAGGACAAAGUACAGGAGCUGGAGAUCACCUUGGCCGAGGAGCAGGAGAACAACCGCAAAGCACUGGCAGAGAAGGAGAAGGAAAUUGCAGAGAUAAGAAGUCAGAUGCAGGAGCAUCUGAGUGGCUACCAGCAGCUCCUGGAUGUUAAACUGGCAUUUGACAUGGAGAUCAAUGCAUACCGGAAAUUGCUGGAGGGUGAAGAGGAGAGGCUGAACCUGUCCCCCGGCCCCUCCUCGCGGGUCACCAUCUCGCACGCCUCGUCCAGCCGCAGUGUGCGCACAGCCGGCCGCAAGAGGAGGAGGAUUAACGUGGAGGAGUCCGAGGCCAGCAGCAGCAUGAGCAUUUCCCACUCUGCCUCUGCCACGGGGAACGUGUCCAUCGAGGAGAUAGAUGUGGACGGGAAGUUCAUUCGCUUGAAGAACACCUCUGAGCAGGAUCAACCUAUGGGAGGCUGGGAGAUGAUCCAAAAAAUAGGAGACACUUCUGCAAGUUACAGAUACGCCUCAAGAUACGUACUAAAGGCAGGCCAGACCGUUACAAUCUGGGCUUCAAAUGCUGGAGUAGCUGCGAACCCUCCCACUGACCUCAUCUGGAAGAACCAGCUUUCCUGGGGCACUGGGGAAAAUGUGAAAGUUGUGCUGAAGAAUUCUCAGGGAGAGGAGGUUGCUCAAAGAAUUACUGUGUUCCAAACAACAGCACGUAAAGGGGAAAAUGAAGAAGUUGAGGAAGAAGUAGGUGAAGCUCUGGAUGAGGAAGACAUUCACCAUCAGCAGGCAGAGCAAAGGGCAUCCAACAGAAGCUGUGCAGUCAUGUGAAAUUCCAGCCACUCCAGGUUCCUCCAGCCGUGGUAAUCCCUGCCUGCAGAACUGAGCCUUCUGAGAAGCACAACGUCAUUUUCCUGUCUGUGAAUUUUUAAAUUCUGCGAGUCUGAUGGCCUUAAACUUCCUCUGCCACUGAAAAAAAAAAAAAAAAAAAAAAAAGGAAAAAAAAACCAACAAAAGAAAAAGGAAGGUUUGUCACAAGCAUCUCGACUUCCUCGCAGAAUGUGAGCUGUUGGCUCCUGACAAGGGGCAUCCAGCGGAUGCUCCUCUCUCCCUCUCUCAGAUUUAUACACCAGUCUCUCUUCAUUGAAGCCUUGCUGGAGUAGGAAUAUUCCAGUGUGUUUUGGGGAUCGAUUUUUUUUAGAUUAUACCACUCUAGACUAGUUGCUACGACCUCUUUGUAAUAUAGGUGCUGUUGGUUUAGAGUUCUUAAAUCUGGAGGAGAAUUCAUGUUACACCUUGUGGUUGUGUUGUUAAGAUAGUGUUACCAUCUUGAAUUUUUAUGUGGUUUUUUCUAACAAAUCAGAAAGCUGUUUUAAUAUGGAUUCCCUUAUUUGUUUACAAUUUUUAGUAACAAAACAAAGUCUCUAGAGGUCUAGUCUACAUUUGUAUGGGAAACAGAUGUAAUUUUGCCAAUGUUGAAAGUUUUUCUGUCCUUUUCCCAUUAUUCUAAUGUCUGAAAAAUAUUUAAAUAAAGUAUGUCUGUGCUG